AUGGAGGCGGCGCCCUGGCCGACCUCACGCCUUCCUCCGCCCCCAGCGCCACAGUUGGGGCUCGGGGCUCCGGGUUUGGGGCGGGGUGUGGCGGCGACUCACGCAGCGCACGUUGAGGCCUCGGCAGCGAGAGCGGGCGUGGUGGAGCCCAGCUGCAAGGCGAGGCGAAGCGGAGCGGGCCGUGCAACUCCCACCGCGGCUGCGGCUGCGGCUCCCGUGCGCUGCUCGCCGAUGGGGUCCGAGCGCGUCCCGCUCAGCGAGGUGAUGGGGACGCGGACGCAGCUGCUGGAGGACGAGUUGAGCAGCCUCAAGGAGGAACUGGCCCUGUGUCAGGCUGAUAAAGAAUUUGUAUGGUCUUUAUGGAAACGACUCCAGGUGACAAACCCAGAUGUCACACAAGCAGUCAGUUUGGUUGUGGAAAGAGAAAACCAGAAAUCUGAAGCUAAGGACAGAAAAGUCUUAGAGAUUCUGCAAGUCAAGGAUACUAGAAUACAAGAAUUAGAACAGAGUGAAUCUGGACUCAAACAGGAUAUAAAAGACCUUUUAAAACGAAAGAUUGCAGUGGAUGAAGAAAAUGCUUUGUUAAGAAAUGAACUAAUUGACCUGCAGAAGAAAUUUAUAGAUAAAAGUCAAGAAGUUAAGGACACUAAGGAAUGUGUACAGAAUAAGGAAGAGCAUAACAGAGUGGUUAUAAAAAAUCUGGAGAAGGAAAAUGAGACAUUAAAAACCCGUUGCACUGACCUGCUAAAUGAACUGGAGAAACUGAGGAAGCAGGAAGCAUAUUGGAGAAAUGAAAAAUGUAGCAUUGAUAAAAGAAUAAAGACUUUGGAAGAUAAUCUAACUGAAGCAAGGAAAGAAAUUGAAGUAUCCCAGAGUAAAUAUGAUGCUCUGAUAUUACAAUUGAAUAGUAAACAGAAUGAACUUAACCAGAAAGAUAUGGAUAUUAUCCUGGUCAGGAAGGAGUUGCAGGAGCUGCAGAAUCUUUACAGACAGAACAGUGCACAUACAGCUCAGCAAGCAGAGCUGAUUAAGCAGCUUCAGAUUCUGAAUAUGGACACUCAAAAAGUAUUGAAGAACCAGGAAGAUGUUCACACUGCAGAAAGUAUAUCACAUCAAAAACUUUACAAUGAAUUACAUAUUUGUUUUGAAACCACGAAAUCAAAUGAAGCAAUCCUCCAGCAAAGAGUUGUUAGUCUUCAGGAUCAGCUGAUUCAAAAAGAGCAAGAAAAUAUUAAAUUAAAAGAAAGACUUCAGAAAUCACAAGGAGCUCCACCUUUUCUUCCAGAAAAUGAUUCAGACCACUCAGAACAGAUACAGGUAUCUGAACGGCCAUCAAUAUCAAGUUUAGAAGCCUUAAUGGUCUCACAGAAGUCUGAAAUUAAGUAUUUACAGGAGAAGCUAAACAUAGCAAAUGGAAAACUGUCAGAAAAUAUAUCUACCAAUAACAAUAACUCAGAGAAGAACACCUUAUCAAGAUCUGAAAAAAAACAUAAGGAACCACCUGUGAAACGCUCAAGGUCUUUGUCCCCAAAGAGCUCUUCUUCAGACUCAGAGGAACUAAGGAAGCUGAGGAAAGCUGAAAGGAAGAUGGAAAACUUAGAGAAAGCAGUACUACUAAAGAGCCAAGAAAACGAUGAGUUAAGAGAUGCCCAUGAAAAGUGCAAGGAAAGGCUACAGAUGUUACAGACCAACUACAGAGCAGUAAAAGAGCAAUUAAAACAGUGGGAAGAAGGCUGUGGCAUGAUGGAAAUAAAAAAACUGAAGAAAGCAGAUCCUCAGCAACUUCAUCCGCAAGAUUGUGAUACUGUAUGGAAUGAAUUGUCCUAUUUUAAAAGGGAGAAUCAGGACCUAAUAUUUCAAAAGUUGAAUCUUCAAGAAGAAUUGGAUACACUUAAAGUGCGUAUGCGUGCAGAUAAGGCAACAAUACAAGAACUGAAAACACAAAUAGAAGAGAAUGAUGAACAACUCUUCAGAAAAUGUGAGGAUGACGGGGUCAAGAAAAGUCCUCCAGAGAAGAAUGUGAAAGAAAUAUCGGAGCAGACAUUACAGAAGAUCAUAGAAUUAGAAAAUCGGCUAAGAUCUUUUGAGAAAGGAUCAAGAAAACUAAAAGAAGGGAAUAAAAAAUUAAUGAAAGAAAAUUACAUGCAGAAAUCCCUGUUAAAACAACAACAAGAAGAUUUAGAGACCAAAGGAAAAGAUCUAGAGAGUCUACAAAGGAGGAGUAAAGAUACAGAAAAACACAAAAACGAACUUCAAGUAAAAAUCAGUGAGCUGGAGAGAGAAGUCACUUCCCUAAGGACGCAAGUGGCAGAAACUAAUGGGUUGAGAAAUGAAAAUGAAGAGCUGAUGAAUUCAGUGGAGAAAUUGCAGCAUUCUGCAGACAAAGCUAUAACUGAGAUGGCCACCACCUCGGAAGCGCAAUCUAGACAAUAUGACUGUAAAACAACCAUUACCAAGAUUAACUUUAAAGCCGCCAAGAAAAAGUGCUCUUUGGGUCGUUACCACACAGUUCUCAAUCACUGCGUCAAGGUUAAGAGUAAUGUGUUUGAGAACCUCAGCAAGGACGGCUGGGAGGAUGUGAGUGAAAGCAGCAGUGAUCAUGAAACACAGACCUCUCAAAAUCUGGGAACGAUUAUUGUAGAGACAUCUGAAAAAAUAAAUCCUAUAGAAGAUGGAAUGGACCAAAAAGAAAGUGAGCAAGCAGAAGAAAACCAUACACAAGGAAAAGAAAUAGUGCAAGUAUAUUCAAAUGCAGAUGGCAAGAACUCUAAGGAUUUUCAUUAUAAGAAUGCAAAAAAGUCAACUUUUCUAAAGAAGAAUAACAUUAGUCAAAAGGGUUCUUAUACAACAAUUCCUACCAGAGCUAACAAAGAAAAGUGGAAAAAUAUACCUUCCCAGAAAUCAAACAGCAACAAUUUUUUAUUACGAGAACGAAUUAUAUCCUUACAGCAACAAAACAGUUUACUUCAGAAUGCCAAGAAAAAAGCAGCAGAAUUAUCUGUUAAAGAAUAUAAAGAGGUCAAUGAAAAGCUCCUUCAGCAACAGCAAGCAUCUGAUCAACGAAUUCAGACAAGCAAACAGACAAUAAAGAGGUUAAACUUGAAUUUGACUGAACUGCGGAAAGAGAAAGAAGAUUUACUAAAGAAAUUGGAGUCUUCAUCAGAAAUUACAAGUUUGGCAGAAGAAGUUUCCCGGCUACCAGAUCCACGGAUACAAGUUUCAACAUUUUCUGCAAAAAGCAUGGAUUUGGAAAUUAAGCAAUUACAGUGUAAAUUAAAGAAUGCAACAAAUGAAUUCACUAAACAGUCAUCAAAUAUGAAAUCUCUGAAAUUUGAACUCCUAGCAAAAGAAGAACACAUAAAGGAAGUGCAUGAAAAGCUGUCUCGAAUGGAAAGAGAUAUAGCCAUGAAAAGACAUUUAAUAGAGGACCUGAAAUUUCGACAGAAAAUGCAUUUGGAAAGUAAUGAAAGUACUAAUGAAAUGUUAGAAAGUCUGGAAAAGAAGGUUAAGACUUUAACUGAAGAAUGUUUCAACAAGAAGGUAUCGAUAGAUUCACUGAAGCAAAGACUUAGUGUUGCUGUGAAAGAAAAGGCACAAUAUGAACAGAUGUACCAAAAAACUAAAGAAGAAUUAGAAAAAAAGGACCUCAAGCUUAAUUUCCUAGUAGCAAAAGUAAAUGAGACUGAAUCAACAGUAGCAGAACUUGAAGCAGCAGCAUCUAAGCAUCUUAAGGAAUUAGCUUUGCAGAGUGAGCAAGUUCUCGAAGGCACUCAGAAGAAAUUGCUGUUAGCCAAUGAUAAAGUGGAAGAAUUCACCAUUUUUGUAAAGGCUUUAGUAAAAGAGCUACAAAAUGAUGUCCAUGAAAUAAGGCAAAAGAUCAAGGGACUUAAAAAAAUGCAAAGAAACAAGGGUUCAUGUAAAAUUUCAACCCAUAAAGCACAGACUUUGGCAGCUUCUAUCUUGAACAUUUCAAGGUCAGAUCUAGAGGAAAUAUUGGACACAGAAGAUGAAGUGGAAAUGGAAAAGUCAAAGGUAGAUGCUGAAAAUGACAAGGAAUGGCUGUUGUACAUUCAGAAACUUCUUGAAGGACAGCUCCCUUUUGCCUCCUAUUUACUAGAAGCAGUCCUGGAGAAAAUAAAUGAAAAAAAGAAUCUAGUUGAAAGAUAUUACACAAUUAUUAGAGAUGCUAGAUGACAUAACAAUGGGGAUUGUUUUUUUUUUUUUUUCAAAAGUGAAAACUUAUUAUGUGGUGAGUUUGGAAUACUUGCAUUGCCAUCCUUAUAAAGUAUCUGCUCUAGUUAUCAAUAGUCAGGUUCAAUACCUAAAUAAGAAGUCUCUGAAACUAAUUAAUUGCUGAACAAGUAAAACAAAUUAAGUGCAUAUUCAGUUUAAAGGAAAUAGUGUAGCAUUUGAUCGUUGAAUACAAAUAUUGCCACAAAUCAAUGUAAAUUUAAAAAUUAGUUUCCUUCCACUGGGUUUGAUGACAUAGAAAAAUAUUGGCAUACACAAUGUAUUUAAAGGUAAAAAAUAAAAUAGAAGCUAAGUGCUUAAUCUUAUAAGUUUUAUAAAGGAACUAGACUUUUUACAUAAGAUUGUUAUAAACGGCCAUAAAUUAACCAAUAACAAUGUGUGUAGGGUAAACAAAUUUAUAAAAUGAGUUAUUGAAAUUUAAGGAUGAGGAUUUCGGUGAAUAGUCCAACUGUGUCAUUUUCCAACAUACUAGGUUACAUAGAAGAUGCUGUAUUUUAGUAAAAUGAUUUGGCAUAAAUAAAAACAUCUCUAUUAUUUUUAAGUUCACAUUACUUACAUAGGGUGAUCAGAUAAACUAGCAAGGGACCACAAAUCCAAUGUGUAACAUUAAGCUAGAACCAGCCUAUUGUGGGUAACAAAUUAAAGUAUUUAACCAUUAUAGCAUUCUUGGAUUUCCAAGCCUUCCUAUCCUAUCACUAUCUUCCAGCCAUAUCUAAUUUGGGGGUUUCCACGAAUUCACAAAUUUGUGUCUGUUUCUAACCUUUGUUUCCAUUGCUGUUUUUUCUUCUGACAGUACUUCGUACUGAAGCAAGAGCAGUUAUACAGCAGUUAGGGUGUUUGUCAACAUGUAAACAACUGGACUACUGCCACCCCAUGUAGUCUCCCAAGCACCUCCAAAAGUAAUUCCUCUGUGCAGAGCCAGGUGUAAUUCCUGAUCUCACCACCGGGUGUGGCCAAACAAACAAAAAUAUCCUAUACUAACUUUUCUUAUACAUGGGUUCUUACCAUUCAGAUUCAUCUUGCAUAAUUUUUAGUGGCACAUUUCUCAGUCAUCUUACUGCUUUAUUUCUGUCAAGAUGCAAUAAUAUCUUGCUAUCUUUUUGCCUAUUAUCUUGUUAUUUUCUUCUCCCCUAAUUAUAAUCUAGGUAUCCUGAGCAUCAGGCAGGAGAAAACAAAUUAUGACCUACAGAGCAUAACUGACCUGCCACCUCUUUUGUGUGACCCACAUCUGAGAAUAAUUUUUACAUUAUUAAAUGGUUUAAAAAUAAAAAUAAUAUUUUGUAGCAUGUGAAAAUUAUAUGAAAAUCCAAUUUUAGUGUUCAUCAAUAAAGUUUUAUUGGAGCAUAGCAA
This is a messenger RNA of Suncus etruscus (white-toothed pygmy shrew), 5601 nucleotides long. RefSeq names its product centlein (gene CNTLN). Gene Ontology annotation, cellular component: centriole; centrosome. The record is from RefSeq and is a predicted model, not a curated record. Gene Ontology annotation, biological process: protein localization to organelle; centriole-centriole cohesion. Lineage: Eukaryota; Metazoa; Chordata; Mammalia; Eulipotyphla; Soricidae.